AUGGCCGACAUGCCAAACAGUCACCUGCUGCUCUCCGUCUACAUCCUCACCUUCCUCAUGGGGGUCCCCGCCAACAUCCUGGCAUUUUGCACCUUCUGCCGCAAGGUGAGGCGCAAGGCGGCUCCGAUCGACAUCCUCCUCCUCAACCUCACCAUCUCAGACCUCAUCUUCCUGGCUUUCCUGCCGUUCAAGAUGAAGGAGGCCGCGGACGACAUGAUCUGGAAGCUGCCCUACGUCCUGUGCCCCUUCACCGGCUUCCUCUUCUACUGCACCAUCUACAACAGCACGCUGCUGCUGACCGCCGUGAGCGUGGAGCGCUACCUGGGCGUGGCCUUCCCGCUCAGGUACUCGCUGUGCCGCCGGCCGCGUUACGCCGUGCUGGCGAGCAUCCUCUUCUGGGUGGUGACCUCUCUGAACCUCAGCAUCGUCUACAUCGUGCCCUUCUCCCAGUGGUUUAAUAGCGCAGGCGACACCGAGGAGGGCAUCAACUCCACUGGCACGUCUCUUCUCGCCCCAGCGACCUGCUACCUGGAUUUCACUGAGGACGACCUCAAAAUCCUGCUGCCGGUGCGUCUGGAGCUCUUCCUGGUCCUCUUCUGCAUCCCCUUCCUCAUCUGCUGCUUCUGUUACGUCAACUUCAUCCUCAUCCUGUCCCGGCUCCCCAACAUUAGCAGACGCCGGAGGCUGCGCGCCAUCGGCCUGGCCCUCGGCACCCUGCUGGUGUUCGCCGUCUGCUUCGGCCCGUACAACGCCUCCCACGUGGUCGGGUUUGUGCGAAAGGAGAGCGAGAAAUGGAGGAACGUGGCGCUCCUCUCCAGCACCUUCAACGCCUGUCUGGAUCCGUUCAUCUUCUACUUCUCCUCUGCGGCGGUGAGGAGCAUGCUGAACACCUGCUGCAAGAGCGUCGUGGCAAAGCUGCACAUCCUGAGGUGUGGAGGGGCUCGCUGCUGCUCUCACCUGGGACACCCCGACGCCGACAAGUACAGGGAAGGUGCUCCGCUCUAA
Myripristis murdjan (pinecone soldierfish) is the source of this 1005-nucleotide messenger RNA. RefSeq names its product free fatty acid receptor 3-like. Gene Ontology annotation, cellular component: plasma membrane. Gene Ontology annotation, biological process: cellular response to fatty acid; G protein-coupled receptor signaling pathway. The transcript has a single exon. The record is from RefSeq and is a predicted model, not a curated record. NCBI's taxonomy places the organism in Eukaryota, Metazoa, Chordata, Actinopteri, Holocentriformes, Holocentridae. The coding region runs from base 1 to 1005 and encodes 334 amino acids. Gene Ontology annotation, molecular function: G protein-coupled receptor activity.